Molecule: messenger RNA, 1011 nt
Organism: Aureobasidium melanogenum CBS 110374
Lineage: Eukaryota; Fungi; Ascomycota; Dothideomycetes; Dothideales; Saccotheciaceae
Product: ras-related GTP-binding protein-like protein C
Exons: 4
Coding region: 1-1011 (336 amino acids)
Biological process (GO): positive regulation of TOR signaling; cellular response to starvation; cellular response to amino acid stimulus
Cellular component (GO): nucleus; fungal-type vacuole membrane; Gtr1-Gtr2 GTPase complex
Molecular function (GO): GTPase activity; GTP binding
Source: RefSeq, a predicted model, not a curated record
AUGUCAGCCGAAGUAACGAAUUCGCAAUUUCACACCGGCCGCCUACCCAAUGGCGCUAAGAGUCGCAACAGACCGAAGUUGAUGCUUAUGGGCCAGAGAAGAAGCGGGAAAUCGUCAAUCUCUGGAGUAGUCUUCCAGAAAAUGCCACCAUCCGAGACGCUGUAUCUUGAAACGACAACGCGACCAGAAGAAUCGUCUGCACACUCCUUCAUGGAUUUUCAGAUAGCAGAACUACCCGGCCAUGUCAACUACUUCACGCCCGACUUCAACCAAGCUAAUAUCUUUGCCGAAAUUGGUGCGGUCAUCUGGGUCAUUGAUGCCCAAGACCAAUAUCUUGACGCUCUCAACCAACUCAUCGACACCAUUACUUACCUAGCGCAAACAUGGCCCGCAAUCAACGUUGAGGUCUUCGUGCACAAGGUUGACGGUCUUUCCGAGGAAUACAAGAAUGACACUUUCCGCGACAUUCGACAACGGAUCCUUGACGAGCUAUCAGAUCUUGGCUACGACAACGCGCCUGUCAGUUUCUACCAGACUAGCAUUUACGAUCACUCGGUGUUCGAGUCAAUCAGCAAAGUCAUUCAGAAGCUUCUACCACAGCUGCCUACCCUGGAGAGUCUGCUCAACAGCUUGUGCAGUACGUGCCGGAUCCAAAAGGCAUACCUAUUCGACAUCAUCACCAAGAUAUACAUCGCAUCGGAUACGAGUCCACAAGAUACCAACAGCUAUGAGAUUUGCUCCGACUUCAUCGACGUAGUGGUGGACAUUGGCGAGCUGUACGGAUGGGCAAGACCCCAGCAAGGCGAGAAGACCGAAUUCAACAACCACGCCUGUGAGAGCAUGGUCACCAUGGAAAAGAAGGGGCAGAACUAUUUGUAUCUCAGAGAAAUGAACAGGUAUCUUGCUCUGGUUUGCAUUAUGGGUGACGACAAUCCGAUGGAGAAGAAGGUGCUUAUAGACUACAACGUAGGAGUGUUCCAAGAAGCGCUCGCAAAGGUCUUUGGCUGGUAA